AUGGAGUCUGGGAGGCUGGAGACCUCCGCCAGCCUGAAGCUUGAGGGCGGAAGAAGUUGGCUGCGUGAUAUUCAUGACUCCUCCGCAUUGCUGGGCGCCAUCCUGGCCGUCGUUCACCCAACACUAUAUGCCGCAGGAUGCCAGUGCUUGGGUUUGAUCCAGCAAGACCCAGAAUUGCGAGAGAUGGCGCUGAACUGGUCGUCGCCAUUCAAUGCGCUCCAGGUGAUCGCCAACCGGGAAACUCCUUUCCACCGAGAUAGCAAGACAAGAUACACCUUCUACGACCUGUUGGCGACGUUGGGCAACUACCACUUGCGCGUGGUUGAAGUUCCCCACCAUGCGUGUCGCCAUUGA
Sparassis crispa is the source of this 354-nucleotide messenger RNA. RefSeq lists its product as hypothetical. The transcript has a single exon. Lineage: Eukaryota; Fungi; Basidiomycota; Agaricomycetes; Polyporales; Sparassidaceae. The record is from RefSeq and is a predicted model, not a curated record. Bases 1 to 354 code for a protein of 117 amino acids.